UUUAAGAUCGGUGUUUAACAGAACUUUUGUUUGAUUUCGGAGCAUCUGAAUGCAACACUGGAUUCGGCUUCUGUUAAGGGAAGAAGAGGCCGUUUGAUCGUCUAGGUCCCUGAAGGACACACCUCUCUGUGCAGGGCCUCCUAUUGGAGCCGCGGCUGUCCGGGUCGUUGCAGACGGACACCGGGGAGCGGACGCUGCGGACCGACACCGACAGAGAUGAACAGGACCAUGGCCGACACCGAGACCCGGGCCGGGGCCGGCUCCGACCAGCUCAUCUUCUUCGUUAACGGAAAGAAGAUUGUGGAGAGAAACGCAGAUCCUGAGAUGACCCUGCUGACGUAUCUGAGGAGGAAAUUGGGUUUAACAGGAACUAAACUGGGUUGUGCUGAAGGUGGAUGUGGAGCCUGCACCGUCAUGCUGUCUCGAUACCAAACACACACUCAAAAGCUGCAUCAUUACGCCGUCAACGCCUGCCUCGCCCCGCUCUGCUCCCUGCACCUGGUCGCCGUCACAACCGUGGAGGGCAUCGGCAGCGUGGCAAGAAAACUACAUCCUGUACAGGAGCGGAUAGCGAGGUCUCACGGCUCUCAGUGCGGCUUCUGUACCCCGGGGAUCGUCAUGUCCAUGUACGCCCUGCUGAGGAACAACCCAACACCAAAAAUGGCCGACGUGGAGCAGGCCUUCCAAGGAAAUUUGUGUCGUUGCACCGGAUACAGACCCAUACUGGAGGGAUACAAGACUCUGACUGUGGAGGGUGGAUGCUGUGGUGGCAGGGGGCGGGAGAACGGCUGCUGCAUGACCAAUGGGAACGGAGAAGAGAAAAACUCAGAGGAAGAAACUGACGAAUCAACAUCUUUGUUUAACACGGCUGACUUUGCGCCCUAUGACCCCACGCAAGAAGUCAUCUUUCCUCCUGAACUCAUGUCGCUCACCAAGGGUCAAAGGUCGGCCUCGCUGCGCUUUAAGGGCGACAGGGCAACUUGGCUGCAGCCUGACAGUCUGGAUGAGUUUCUGCAUCUGAAGUGGAAACAUCCAGAAGCCCGGGUGGUGGUGGGAAACACAGAAGUGGGUAUUGAGGUGAAGUUUAAGAACAUGGUGUACCCAGUCAUCCUCGCUCCAGCCUUCAUCCCUGAACUCAACGCAGUGACACACACUGAGGACGGUGUGGUGUUCGGUGCAGCCUGCACUCUCAGCCACAUGGGGGAGGUGCUGCAGCGAGCGGUGGAGACUCUUCCUCCUCAUCAGACCGAAGUCUUCCUUGCCAUCCUGGAACAGCUGCGCUGGUUUGCCGGACUGCAGAUACGUAACGUAGCUGCUGUUGGUGGAAACAUCAUGACAGCGAGCCCCAUCUCAGACCUCAACCCUGUUUUUAUGGCAGCAGGCUGCAAACUCACACUGAUGGACAAAGACGGCGCUCGUGUGGUUCAAAUGGACGAUGGUUUCUUCACCGGUUACAGAAAGACGAUUCUGCGACCGCAAGAGAUCCUGCUGUCCAUCGAGAUCCCGUACAGCCAGAAGACUCAGUUCGUCUCCGCCUUCAAACAGUCGCCUCGUCGCGAGGAUGACAUCAGCAUUGUCACCGCUGCGAUGAACGUCACCUUCGCUCCCGGGACCGACGUGGUCGAGGAUUUGCGGCUGAGCUACGGCGGCAUGGCAGCCACCACGAUUCUGGCAAAGAAGACGGCGAACAGACUGCGAGGAAGGCACUGGGGUGAGGAGCUUCUGCAGGAGGCUUGCUCCUCAUUGGCUGAGGAAGUGACACUCGACCCGUCCGCGCCGGGCGGCAUGGUGAUGUACCGUCGAACUUUGACCCUGAGCCUCUUCUACAAGUUCUAUCUGACGGUGCUACAGAAGCUCAGGAAGCAGGACAUGACUGUGGAGGAGGUCGGGUCAGACUGUCUGAGCGCUGCCGAGCUUUUUCAUCCAGAGACUCCGUCGAGUGUUCAAAUCUACCAGGCGGUGCCGGAGGGCGGGGCCCAGGGUGACGUGUUGGGCCGUCCCAUCAUGCACCUGUCGGCUCUUAAGCAGGCGACGGGCGAGGCGGUUUACUGCGACGACGUGCCGCUGUACGAGAACGAGCUCUACCUGGCGCUCGUCACCAGCAGCAAAGCUCACGCUCACAUCCUCUCUAUAGAUGCCACGGAGGCGGAGUCUAUGCCCGGCGUGGUCUGCUGUGUCUUUGCUGACGACAUCCCCGGCAGUAACGCCACCGGACCAGUCGAAUACGACGAGACGAUACUCGCCACCGGACAGGUGUGUUUUUGUUUGUCUGACAGAUCAGGUAAAACUCUCAGGUUCAUGCCCAGGUUCACCAUUUUUCCCUCCUUCCUGCAGGUGACAUGUGUGGGUCACAUCAUUGGCGCCGUUGUGGCCAACACCCAGCUUCACGCUCAGAGAGCCGCCAAAGCCGUCAGGAUCCAGUAUGAAGAGCUGCAGCCGGUCAUCACGAUCCAGGAAGCCAUUUCAGCGCAGUCCUUCUAUCAGCCAAUCAGAACCAUCCAGAGGGGAGACCUGGAGGUGGGAUUUAAACAAGCCGACCACAUCCUGGAGGGUGAGAUGCACAUUGGAGGCCAGGAACAUUUCUACCUGGAGACAAACGUCACUUUGGCUGUUCCCCGAGAAGACGGAGAGAUGGAGCUCUUUGUUUCUACUCAGUCUGCCUCCAAAUCACAGGUUCUGGUGGCGAAGGCGUUGGGCGUGCCUGCUAACAGGGUGGUGGUCAGGGUGAAGAGGAUGGGUGGAGGUUUUGGGGGGAAGGAGACCCGAACCACUGUGUUGUCCACAGUGGUCGCCGUGGCAGCAAACAAAUUGAAAAGGCCUGUGAGAUGUAUGUUGGACAGAGACGAGGACAUGUUGGUCACUGGAGGGAGACACCCCUUCUACGGGAAAUACAAGGUGGGUUUUCUUAACAGUGGGAAGGUCGUGGCCCUGGACGUGUCAUACUACAGUAACGCUGGAAACUCCAUGGACCUCUCUCUGUCGGUCAUGGAGCGUGCUCUGUUCCACAUGGAAAACUCGUACAGUGUUGCCAACGUGCGUGGCCGCGGCUUCCUGUGCCGCACCAACCUGACGUCCAACACGGCCUUCAGGGGCUUCGGGGGGCCUCAAGGCAUGAUGGUCGCCGAGAACUGGAUGACCGAUGUGGCUCAGAGUCUGGGCAAGUGUGCUGAGGAGGUGCGUCGGUUGAACCUCUAUGUUCAAGGUGAGUCAACACCAUAUAACCAGGUCCUGGAGCAGUUCACCCUGGACCGUUGCUGGGACGAGUGCCUGACACGCUCUGGAUAUCAGCAGCGCCGAGCUGACAUCGACCUCUAUAACAGACAGAACCGAUGGACCAAACGAGGCCUCGCCAUCGUCCCCACCAAGUUUGGCAUCAGCUUCACUGCCGUCUUCCUCAACCAGGCUGGAGCUCUGGUUCAUAUCUACACAGAUGGUUCUGUGUUGUUGACCCAUGGUGGAACGGAAAUGGGACAAGGACUCCACACCAAGAUGGUCCAGGUUGCCAGCAGGGUUUUGGGCAUCCCCUUUUCAAAGAUCCACAUCUCAGAGACCAGCACCAAUACGGUUCCCAACACCAGCCCCACCGCCGCCUCUGCCUCCUCUGACCUCAACGGAGCCGCCGUGCAGAACGCCUGUGAGAUCCUUGUGAAACGCCUGGAGCCUUACAAGACCAAGAACCCUAAAGGAUCAUGGGAAGACUGGGUGAAAGCGGCAUAUUUCAACAGAGUCAACCUCAGUGCAAAUGGUUUCUACAAGACUCCAGAUCUCGGUUAUGACUUUGAAACAAACUCUGGCCGAGCGUUCAACUACUUUACCUACGGAGUGGCCUGUUCUGAGGUGGAGAUCGACUGUCUGACCGGAGCUCACAAGAACCUGAGUACCACCAUAGUGAUGGACGUUGGCCACAGCCUUAACCCGGCGAUAGACAUCGGACAGGUUGAGGGGGGGUUCAUGCAGGGUCUGGGUCUCUUCACCCUGGAGGAGCUUCAUUAUUCCCCCCGGGGUGUCCUCCUCACUCGGGGUCCUGGUUCUUAUAAGAUCCCGGCUUUUGGUGACAUCCCGACGAAGCUUACGGUCUCGCUGUUACGUGACGCACCAAACGACAAGGCCAUCUUUGCCUCCAAGGCUGUGGGCGAGCCUCCUCUCUUUCUGGCAGCAUCAAUUUUCUACGCCAUCAAAGAUGCCAUCGUUGCUGCCCGGCUGGAGUCGGGCAUCAAUGGUCCCUUCAGGUUGGACAGCCCCGCCUCUGCAGAGAGGAUCCGCAAUGCCUGCAGCGACAGAUUCACAAAACUGUGUCCUCCUGCAGAACCCAGCACCUUCAUCCCCUGGUCUGUACAGGUCUAGGAACUACACUGGAGAAUCUGUAAAACUAUAAAAAUCUGCCAUUUUCUACUCACAACUGAUCAUUCCUCCCUGCGGGAUCAGGACUUCAGUAAGCCCAUACAUGUAAAAGUCUAAUUAUAUAUAUAUACACUUUGUUUAACCAAAUCAUGUGAUUAGCUGGUACACCACAUUAUUUUCCAUUUAGGACUCAGGCACCAAAACAUAGUUUCGUCACAAUCUUCCACUGUAAAAAUGUUACACAAAUCAAACGUGUUCAACCGAUAUGAACAAUUUAAAUGUGUUUUAAUUGUUAAUUCUGAUUGGUGCUGCACUUUUACCUCAGUUCAUAUAGAAAAAUCAAAAUCAAAUAUGAUAUCGAUCACUGUUAUGUUAUACAGAAUUAUUGCACUGUAUGAAUUAAAUAAAACUUGUAGAAGCACA
Molecule: messenger RNA, 4764 nt
Organism: Centropristis striata (black sea bass)
Lineage: Eukaryota; Metazoa; Chordata; Actinopteri; Perciformes; Serranidae
Gene: xdh
Product: xanthine dehydrogenase
Exons: 34
Coding region: 217-4344 (1375 amino acids)
Molecular function (GO): FAD binding; molybdopterin cofactor binding; molybdenum ion binding
Source: RefSeq, a predicted model, not a curated record